UAGCCAGUUAGCGCGAAGAGGCGUGGCCUAACGAAGAGGCGUGGCCACACGAAGGCUUUUGGGGGUGAGCUAGACCCAGGCGUAGGACUCGCGGCCGGUAACAACAGGGUUUAGAAGCUCACAGAAGGUUCUGGAUCACCAGGAACGAAUCACGUGCAAAAACUAGCGAGUCGUCGCGUAAGGAGAAGGCUUCCCGACACUUCGGGUCCCUGCGACUCAGACAGGGGCGGGGCUUCGUGGCGCACGCGACGUCGGGGCGGGGCCGGCGCUGGCCAAGAUGGAGGCCAACGUGUUCCGGUUUCGAGAUGCCCGGGCCGCUCCGGAUCCGGUGCUGGACGCCGAGCCGGUGGCCUUCGGCUCGCAGCCGGUGCCCCUGGUGCUAGACAACGGAUCAUUCCAGGCUCGUGCCGGGUGGGCGUGCCCCGGGCCGGACCCGGGCCCCGAGCCGCGCCUGCAGUUCCGCGCCGUGUGCGCGCGCGGCCGUGGCGGAGCGCGCGGCGGGCCGGGCCCUCAGGUGGGCAACGCGCUGGGCAGCCUGGAGCCGCUGCGUUGGAUGCUGCGCUCUCCCUUCGAUCGCAACGUGCCGGUCAAUCUGGAGCUGCAGGAACUGCUGCUGGACUACAGCUUCCAACACCUGGGCGUCUCCUCGCAGGGCUGCGUUGAUCAUCCCAUAGUUUUGACAGAGGCCGUGUGCAACCCACUUUAUUCCCGCCAAAUGAUGUCCGAGCUCCUUUUUGAAUGCUACAGGAUCCCGAAGGUUGCCUAUGGGAUAGACAGCCUCUUCAGCUUCUACCACAACAUGCCCAAGAAUGCCCUUUCCAGCGGCCUCAUCAUUUCAUCUGGCUACCAAUGUACACACAUUUUACCCAUCUUGGAAGGAAGGCUAGAUGCCAAAAACUGCAAACGCAUCAAUCUCGGAGGAAGUCAGGCGGCUGGCUACCUGCAGCGGCUCCUCCAGCUGAAGUAUCCGGGGCACCUCGCAGCCAUCACACUCAGCCGCAUGGAGGAGAUCCUCCAGGAGCACAGCUACAUUGCUGAGGACUACGGGGCAGAAUUGCAGAAGUGGCGGUGUCCUGAUUACUAUGAGAACAAUGUCCACAAGAUGCAGCUGCCGUUCUCUAGCAAGCUCCUGGGCAGCACGCUGACGGCCGAGGAGAAGCAGGAGCGGCGGCAGCAGCAGCUUCGACGGCUGCAAGAGCUCAACGCCCGGCGGCGGGAGGAGAAGCUGCAGCUGGACCAGGAGCGGCUGGAGCGGCUGCUGUAUGUGCAGGAGCUCCUAGAGGAUGGCCAGAUGGACCAGUUUCACAAAGCUCUGAUAGAGCUGAACAUGGACUCCCCAGAAGAACUGCAGUCCUACAUACAGAAGCUCACCUUGGCAGUGGAGCAGGCUAAGCAGAAAAUCCUUCAGGCGGAAGCCAGCCUCGAGGUGGAUGUGGUGGACAGCAAGCCAGAGACCCCUGACCUGGAACAACUGGAGCCCUCCCUGGAGGAUGUGGAGAACAUCAAUGAUUUUGAGCCCUUGUUCUCAGAGGAAGCACCCGAAGUGGAGAAGCCGGUCACCACAGUCCAGCCCGUGUUUAACUUGGCAGCGUACCAUCAGCUGUUUGUUGGGACAGAAAGGAUUCGUGCUCCAGAGAUUAUUUUCCAACCGUCUCUCAUAGGAGAAGAGCAGGCGGGGAUUGCAGAGACCCUUCAUUACGUUCUGGACAGGUACCCAAAGGCCGUUCAGGAUACCCUGGUCCAGAAUGUUUUCCUCACUGGUGGGAACGUGAUGUAUCCGGGAAUGAAGGCUAGAAUGGAGAAGGAGCUGCUAGAGAUGAGGCCCUUUCAGUCCUCUUUCCAGGUUCAGCUUGCCUCCAACCCUGUGCUGGAUGCUUGGUAUGGUGCACGUGACUGGGCCUUGGAUCACCUAGAAGACAGUGGAGCCUGGGUCACCAGGAAGGACUAUGAAGAAAAGGGGGGCGAGUACCUCAAGGAGCACUGUGCCUCCAACACCUACGUCCCCAUCCGCCUGCCUAAGCAGGCCUCACGUGCCUCAGAGACCCAGACUUCCGGGAGAGGCUCUGGGGCCAGUGGAAGUGGAGCUGGUGAACAGGCCUAGCAGAGGGGACUCCGGGAUGGCUGUGCACUUCACCCAUGACAUGUAGGCAGCAUUUGGGACAAGGACGGCACCCACUUUGCUGCCCGAGGCCACCAGCUUUGUUUGGCUACUGACUGGAUUCCUCCUGGGAGCACAGCGGAGGACAUCAGGUGAUCUGCCUCAGUGAAGGACAGAGUGGCCUCUGGCGUGGAGAACCAUGGACGAGCUGGGGCUUUGCUUUCCUCAGCAGUGAGAGGAGACGGGUGGAGGCUAGAAGUGGACAGGCACAAGGUGUUUCUCUGCACUUGAAAGCCUUUGUUGUUUAAAAAUGCUCUAGAGUUCUCAGUG
This is a messenger RNA of Peromyscus eremicus (cactus mouse), 2428 nucleotides long. RefSeq names its product actin related protein 5 (gene Actr5). The record is from RefSeq and is a predicted model, not a curated record. Gene Ontology annotation, biological process: regulation of DNA-templated transcription. NCBI's taxonomy places the organism in Eukaryota, Metazoa, Chordata, Mammalia, Rodentia, Cricetidae. The coding region runs from base 278 to 2101 and encodes 607 amino acids. Gene Ontology annotation, cellular component: cytoplasm; Ino80 complex. The transcript is spliced from 9 exons.